Messenger RNA from Penicillium samsonianum, 516 nucleotides. RefSeq lists its product as uncharacterized. Lineage: Eukaryota; Fungi; Ascomycota; Eurotiomycetes; Eurotiales; Aspergillaceae. Bases 1 to 516 code for a protein of 171 amino acids. The record is from RefSeq and is a predicted model, not a curated record. The transcript has a single exon.
AUGGCCUCCGGCCUAAUCCUAAACCCGCACCUCCUCCUCCAAACCCUCCCACUGGCAACCAGCACGGCAACCCUCGCACACGCCCUCCUAGAACUAACAACCAACACCGCCUUCCUCCUCCCCUCUCUCCGCCCAACCUCCGACAAAAUCCUGCCAAAAUGGUACGCGCAUGUCUUCAACCGCGCCGUAUGGACAGUCCUCGCCCUGAACCUGGGCACGAUAACCUCAGCCGCUGGCACGCUCUUCUUGAAUCGCUAUUACCCGCAAAAGCCACUGCAGACGACAGCGUGUUACUGGGUCGGGCUGGCUGGCGCGAUCGGACAUUUGGUUUUCGUGCCGUUUGUCGUUGGCCCGGUGAAGAGGAUUGUGGAUGAUGUUGCUGUUAAGGAGGAUUUGGGGGAGAGUGGGGUUGGCGCGUCGGUUGAUAUGGCGCGUUGGGUGGGGGUUCAUCGGGUUCGAAUGGUUGCGGACUUUUCGGCUUGGGUUGCUUUUAUUGGGGCUGUUUUGACGUUGUAA